Messenger RNA from Thunnus maccoyii (southern bluefin tuna), 1194 nucleotides. RefSeq names its product desumoylating isopeptidase 1b (gene desi1b). The transcript has 6 exons. The record is from RefSeq and is a predicted model, not a curated record. Gene Ontology annotation, biological process: protein modification by small protein removal. The coding region runs from base 284 to 778 and encodes 164 amino acids. NCBI's taxonomy places the organism in Eukaryota, Metazoa, Chordata, Actinopteri, Scombriformes, Scombridae. Gene Ontology annotation, molecular function: peptidase activity.
GAGGUCCACAUGUUAUUGUUUUAAGUCGGACAGUGACACAACAUAAACUGUCAGCACCCGGCAAUCCUCAGCUCAACCUUACAACUUAAAUUAGCUACUUUCUCACUUACGUUUACAUUUUUUAUUGUCUCUAGCCUUUGUUUAUAUGCGUAACAAUUCAACGCUUUGCUUUAUGUAACUCUUUUUUAUCAAAGUUUUGUUUGGGUGUGAGUCAGCUUACUUUAUGCAAGGUUAGCUGCAGUUUUUUUUAAAAAAAAAAUUGAAGUAAUUCCGUUGUGUAAUCAUGGAGCAAACUGGUCCUUACCCGGUGAAAGUGUAUAUUUACGACCUGUCCAGAGGAAUGGCCCGCCAGCUGAGUCCUCUCAUGCUAGGGAAACAGAUUGAUGGGAUAUGGCACACUGCUAUUGUGGUCCAUGGAAAGGAGUUCUUCUUUGUUGGAGAGGGCAUCAACAGUUGCUCACCUGGUAGCACUCCUUUAGGGGAGCCUGACUCCGUGGUGGACCUGGGCUCCACUGAGGUGCCUGCAGAGAUCUUUAUGGACUAUCUGACUUCACUGGCAGAGUCUACAUACAGAGGUGACAAGUACAACUUGUUUGAACACAACUGCAACACCUUCACCAAUGAGGUGGCUCAGUUCCUCACGGGCAAAAAGAUCCCAUCGUACAUCACAGACCUUCCAUCAGAAGUUCUAGCCACGCCUUUUGGCCAGGCUCUCCGUCCCUUAUUGGAUUCCAUCAUCAUAAAUCCUGGAGGCAACAACAUAACUGGACAGCGGUAGACAGGGUUGAACAUAUGAAAGAAAAUAUUUGUAUUUAAGGGUUUGGGUGAGAAUGGGACAUUCACCACCAGCCAGACCUUUAUAACAUUUGUGCCUGUGGAUGAUUCGUUGAUAUAUGCUACCAGUCACUUUUCCAGCUAACCACUCAUCAUUUGGAAGCUCUUCUACACAUUCUACCUGAUCUAUAUAAUGUUUUAACAUAUACCAGCCUCUGUGGCCAGUGAACUAAAAAGAUUUCUACUGGUUGGGGAUGUGACAGCUAUAUUAGUUGCAGCUACACAUGUGUGCUCAUUAAAGGACCAGUGUGUAAGAUUUAGGGGAUUUUAUUGCCAGAAAUGGAACAUAAUAUUCAUAAAUAUGUUUUCAGUAGUGUAUAAUCACCUGAAAAUAAGAAUUGUUGUGUUUUCGUUACCUUA